AUGUCUGCAGACAGUCAGACUGCAGCAGAUUUUAGAGUGAAAUACAGCAGAAGGAUCGACAGUGAUGGACGAGAGCAAGAGCACAGUGAGGUUCAGAUGCUAGAUGAUGAAGAACAACAUCCUGAUGUUGGGCUGCAGGCAGCUGUCGAAUUAAAUACCCAGAAGAAAAUUUCAGCUGUGAAAAGAAGAUGUUUCAGAGCUUUCGAAGUGAAUCUUGGGCUGCUGUAUCUUUUGAUUCUGGCUGGAAUCACCACACGAUGUAUUUUAGUGACUUUGGAAAAGCAGCAGCUGCAGGAAGAAGUGAAGGAGCUGAAGGACAAGAUGGAAGAGAAGUGUCCUGAUCGAUGGACGAGAUUUGGAUGCAGCUGUUACUUUAAAUCCACUGAGAGGAAAACUUGGUCUGAGAGCAGGAGAGACUGUCAGGAUAAAGGAGCUGAUCUGGUGAUGAUAAACAGCAAAGAGGAACAGAUAUUUGUUAACAAACUGGGAGGAGAGUCCUGGAUUGGUCUGAGACCAAGAUAUAUAUCAGAAUGGAACUAUGAAUGGGAAUGGGUGGACGGAUCAGCGCUGACACAAACGUUCUGGGCAGCAGGAUGGUCCCAUCGCAAUGGCUGGUAUUAUGCAGCAUGUUGUGACAAUAAUGGCAGAUGGACAGAAUAUUAUUCUGGAUUCAAGACCUUCAUCUGUGAGAAAUGAGUUUGGUGCUUUGAUGUAAAUGUUUGAAUAAUCCAACCAAAGACACCUCACUAUGAAAUGUCCUGCAUGAGCCUCAGACUCAGCUCACAGUUGUUACUUGUUCAUUCUGCAUCAUAUAUUGAUUACAUAUAUUGUCCCUCUGUGCUCUGUGCUGUACAGUAAGGUUGGAAGUCAUCCACACAAAAACUUGAAGUACUUCAUUACUCUGUAGUUCCAGCAAAUUGUUCUAAUAAAAGUCAAAG
Messenger RNA from Pelmatolapia mariae (spotted tilapia), 938 nucleotides. RefSeq names its product natural killer cells antigen CD94-like. The coding region runs from base 1 to 696 and encodes 231 amino acids. Gene Ontology annotation, biological process: positive regulation of natural killer cell mediated cytotoxicity; stimulatory C-type lectin receptor signaling pathway. The transcript has 6 exons. Gene Ontology annotation, cellular component: external side of plasma membrane; plasma membrane. Gene Ontology annotation, molecular function: transmembrane signaling receptor activity. The record is from RefSeq and is a predicted model, not a curated record. NCBI's taxonomy places the organism in Eukaryota, Metazoa, Chordata, Actinopteri, Cichliformes, Cichlidae.